Molecule: messenger RNA, 594 nt
Organism: Leptosia nina
Lineage: Eukaryota; Metazoa; Arthropoda; Insecta; Lepidoptera; Pieridae
Source: the annotation of a GenBank genome assembly
AUGACAUCUUUGAAUAGUGAAGUGAAUUCGUCGAAGUUAAAGUUUAGUGUGGACAGUAUUUUGGGAAACAAUGAGCCUACUAAUACUCAAGUGUCAGACAAUAGGCCGCAGGAACCUCCGUGCGCGGGAUGUGUUGCAGCGUUAUAUAGAUGCUGUAGAGAUGAGCCCUCCUUGCUGCAGUUGCAAUUGCCGUUGCCAUAUUCACAUCUGCAUCCAGCUUUAAGACCAAGUACAGUUUAUCGUCUUCCACUACCAACAUCCUCACCACCGCAUUCGUCAACGCCACGAUGCGAUGUGACGUCAACGGGAAAGAGAAAGAGAUCAUGGUCGCGUGCGGUUUUCAGUAAUCUUCAGCGGAAGGGCUUAGAAAGGCGAUUUCAGAUACAAAAGUACAUAACAAAACCCGAUAGGCGACAGCUAGCUGCUACGUUAGGAUUGACAGAUGCGCAGGUAAAAGUGUGGUUCCAAAAUAGGCGAAUGAAAUGGCGACAUACGAAGGAGGGCCGCGCGGGUUUGAACUCCGUCGGCCGAGACCCGGACUCGACGGCUAACGAGGAUAACGAAGACAUCGAUGUUGAUACGCUUAGUGAUUAG